Molecule: messenger RNA, 1134 nt
Organism: Asparagus officinalis (garden asparagus)
Lineage: Eukaryota; Viridiplantae; Streptophyta; Magnoliopsida; Asparagales; Asparagaceae
Exons: 3
Coding region: 1-1134 (377 amino acids)
Source: RefSeq, a predicted model, not a curated record
AUGAAUUUCGAUGUUGGAGGUCCAUCAUAUUUAUCAUCAUCUUCAUCUUCGGAUGAUGAUAAUUUUCUGUCCAAUAUCAUUACAGAGAUUGAUGAAACCGAAGAAGUAAUUUGUGAGUACAUCAACAACAACAUGAUCAUCGCUAACAAUUUACGUCAACAAAACUACCAACCGAUCCAUGGUGGCUCGAUUCCUGGUCAUGCAGUGAUCAACCGCGAUCGAGAAAAUGCGCAUCAGAAUUUGGUCAUAGAUUACUUUGCCGAUAAUCCACGUUUUGGAGAAGAUAUGUUUCGUCGUCGAUAUCGGAUGUCAAGAAGUUUGUUCCUUCGUAUUGUUGAUGCAGUGAAAGAUCAUGACUAUUACUUCCAACAACGAAGUGAUGGACUUGGUAGAAUGAGAUUAUCACCGUUACAGAAAGUAAUAGCUGUUUUUCGCAUGUUGGCAUACGGUCUACCAGCUGAUGGUACGGACGAAUACGUUAAAAUAGGUGAGUCAACAGCAAUUGAAAGUAUGAAAAGAUUUUGUCGUGCUAUGGUGAAGAUAUUCGCAGAGCGGUAUCUACGAACACCUAACGCUAACGAUAUUGCUAGGCUACUUCAUAUUGGUAAAAAACGUGGUUUUCCAGGAAUGUUAGGAAGUCUUGAUUGCACCAAUAAUGAUAUCAAUGUGCUGGAGUCAUCUAAUCUUUUCUCUAACCUAGCUCAAGGUAUUGCUCCUCCCGCUCACUAUGUUAUUCAAGGAAAAGAGUAUAAUAUGGGUUAUUAUUUAGCUGAUGGUAUAUAUCCGAAAUGGGCUACUAUUGUACAAACAAUCCAACAGCCACAAGGUAGGAAGAAAAAAUAUUUUGCCAUGAAACAGGAAGCAUGUAGAAAAGAUGUAGAACGUGCGUUCGGAGUUCUCCAAUCACGAUUUGCAAUUGUGGCAGGAUCAGCACGUUUUUGGAAAAAACAUGCACCAAUUCAAGAAGUGAGGGAAGCACCAACACCAGAAGUUGAUAUGGUAGCAGAUGAAACUACAAAAUUUACUCAAUUUAUUGCACGUUACGGAAAAAUCAAGGAUAAAGAUGCCCAUAUUGCGCUUCGUAAUGCAUUGAUAGAUCAUCUAUGGGAGGAAUACACUAAUUCAGAUAGUUAA